This is a messenger RNA of Panicum virgatum (switchgrass), 2002 nucleotides long. RefSeq names its product leucine-rich repeat receptor-like protein kinase PXL1. Gene Ontology annotation, molecular function: protein binding. The record is from RefSeq and is a predicted model, not a curated record. Bases 297 to 1610 code for a protein of 437 amino acids. The transcript has a single exon. Lineage: Eukaryota; Viridiplantae; Streptophyta; Magnoliopsida; Poales; Poaceae.
UCGUUUAUUUUAUUUAUCCGCCCGCCGACCGCGAGGUAAAGCUGCGGCCGCUUCUCUUCUCUCUCUUCCCGGACCUCCCAGACGCUCCCUCCCUGUCUGGCAUCGCUGCUCGCCUGCUCACUUCGUUUCGAGGCUGCAUUUGCGAGCUCACCUCGCCUUGCUCGCCUCCACUCCCCCCUCCACUAGCCAUUCCGUUCAUCUCCCAAGGCCAAGAAGACCGGUCCACGAGACAAGACGCCCGCCACACCACCCAACCCGCUUGUCCUCUUCCUUCCGCGUCGGACGAGGCCACGCACAUGGCGCUGCUGCCUCUGCCACCCCUCUUCCUCCUCCUGCUCCUGCUGGGAAUGCUCGCCUCCCGGGCGCCGGCGCAGCCAGCCACGCUGCACGAGCGCGACGCGGCGGCGCUGCGAGACCUCCGCGCCAGCCUGCGCGACCUCCCGGGCUCCCGCUUCUUCGACACCUGGGACGACGCCCGGAGCCCCUGCGCGUACGCCGGCGUCGUCUGCGCGCCCGACGGCGAUUCCUCCUCCACGCCGGCCGUCCUCCGCGUGUCCGUGCUCACCCUCGGCACGGGGCUCGCCGACUCCCCGGGUCUAGCCGGCGCACUCCCGGACUCCCUCUCCACGCUCGCCGCGCUCACGGACCUGGUCCUGUACCCAGGCCGCGUGACGGGCCCCAUCCCGUCGGCCCUCGGCGCGGGUCUCCGCCGCCUGCGUCUCCUCUCGCUGGCGGGCAACCAGCUGACGGGCGCCGUGCCGGCCUCCCUCGCGGGGCUACCCGACCUCCACACGCUCGACCUCGGCGGGAACCGCCUCGACGGCGCCGUCCCGCCGGGGCUGCUCCUGCCGGACUCGCCUAGCCUCAAGGUGCUCAUCCUCGCCAACAACGGCGGGAUCUCCGGGGAGAUUCCCGCCGGGUUCGCGAGCUCCGGGCUGUUCCACGUCGACCUCGCCAGGAACGCGCUCGCUGGGGGAUUACCGCCGCUGCCGGCCACGUUGCGGUACUUCUCCGUCGCUGGCAACGCAAUGCAGGGCACACUCGACGAGGCCUUUGGUGGUGGUGGUGGCGACGGCUCUGCCACUGCCAGUCCACCACCACUUCUGGCCGACCUGGCGUUCCUGGACCUGUCCAUGAACAACUUGUCGGGCAGCAUCCCGGCGUCGGUGUUCGGUCUCCCGAGCCUGUCGUCGCUGCUCCUGUCGAGGAACAACUUCACGGGCGCGCUGUCCGUGCCGCCGCCGUCCCCGGAGCAGCAGUGGGCGGUGGUGGACGUGAGCCACAACGGCAUCCCGGGCGAGGUCCCGGAGGCGCUGGCGGCGGCGGGGAGCCUGUACGUGAACAACAACCGGCUGUCCGGGGAGGUGCCCGCGGCGGUGGCGCGCAGCGUGCUGGCGGGGCGGAUGACCACGCUGUACGCGCAGCACAACUUCCUGACGGGGUUCCCGGUCCCGCCUGCCGCGCCGCUGCCGGACUCCGCCGCGCUCUGCCUGUCCUACAACUGCAUGGAGCUGCCGUCGGCGUCGGCAGCCGACGGGUGUCCCACCAUUGGUGGGCCUCUCGAGGCCAGGCCCGCCGAGCAGUGCAACGGAGGCGGCGGCGACGGCUGACGGGCUGAGUCCCCGGACGGACGGGGGUGACAGGACAGGUGGGGGCGCGCCCGCUCGCGCCACGGCACGGCACCCCGGCAAGUCCACGGGCGGCGGUGGUUGGCGCCCUCUCGUCUGGUCUUGGGGACGGACACGGACACCAGGCUGGGUGGGGGGCUGGAGCCGUGACCUCGCUCGCGCAGUCGCGUCUCUGCUUUGUCCGCUUGUUUAGCUUGUAAUAAUGUAACCUGUAGGAUUGUGUAGAAGACCAGAUCUUGGUUCUCACCAUCGGCUCCUGAUUGUAAUCCUACGAUGUAAGAUUGUUUGUUACUGGUUUCUUAAAAAAAAAAGAUUGUUUGUUACUGACGCAUGGCUGAGAGCCUCCAGUUUAUAUGCAGUAAAGUUUGAGCUUA